AUGAAACAGCAACUGACGACAUCCGCUGCUGCUCUUGCAUGCUUAUUAGGUGCUGUCACCACAUCAGCAUCAUCACCACCAACAGGCGCUGUCGUGCUGGAUAUGACUCGUGAACGCCCUCCUCCAUCGCUGGCCGACUUUGUAAAAACCUCUGUUUUAAAUCAUGUCGAAGAUACCUUGUCCUCGUUGCUCCCCCACAAGUGGUCGUACCGUGGUCCGCGAAUGCCAGAUCUGGAUGGACAUACGAACAGUCUUAUGCAAUUGGAUUCAGACCUAUCAACGCCAUCGUCCCCAGCGCUGCCUUCGUCAUCACCAUCAUCACCUUCGCACUCUUCUUCGAAACCAGCCAUUAAGACGACGACAACAUCGACUCAAAUGGCAAAUACCAUGUGGAGUUAUGUCAUUGAACUGGGCGUUGGAACGCCAGCACAAACGUUCAAAGUCAUCUUUGAUACUGGCUCGCCUGUCAUUUGGAUUCCGUCCGAUGAAUGCAAUGAUACUUCUGAUUGUCCAGGGGCUACUACCACCUUUGAGACGGAGAAAUCAUCUACUAAGAGUAUCGAAAAGGACAAUAUCAUCAUGGUCCACUAUGGAUCUGGUGCUGUAGAAGGCCACGUUGCACAUGAUACCAUUUCCUUUCAAGACACUCGGAUAGCUAACCAGUCGAUGGGUUUAGCAACCAAAGUGGUAGAUAAUUUGCUUACAGAUGGCAUCAACGGCAUUGUUGGGUUUGCACCCAAUCGAGGCACAUCCGAGUUCAAUACAAAACAUGAGACACUACUUACACCUAUGGACAAUUUGGUCAAGCAAAAAGCUGUUGAGCGUAACAUGUUUAGCGUGUACUUUCAGCCGCUUCGGGACCAUAAGGAUAUCAGUACCGUAGGAGGCAAACUGGCGCUAGGUGGAUUACUUCCUGAGGACACCUACCAAGGCGAAAUCCAAUGGAUUCCUCAAAUUGUCGAUGGCGAUUAUGCUGACUAUUGGACGAUUGGUUUAGAAAGCAUUAGCGUGGGCGAAGCUCAAGUGAGCAGCGCCGUUUCUAAAAAGCGACGAUCUCAAGCCUAUGGUAUUGUUGAUACAGGUACCACCAUGAUCGUCCUCAAACCACAAAUCGCAGCAAACGUGUACAAGAAUAUCAAGCAGGCCAAGUACAACGAAACACUCGAACUUUAUACAGUUCCAUGUAAUUCCCUCGAGGCUUUACCCAACGUGGAAUUCCAUUUCGCAAACGGCGUGAAGCUGAGCCUGACACCGCAGCAAUACACUGUGCCAGAAUGGCAGCUCGUUUACUGGGGAGCGUCCGAUUGUCCCCUAUAUAUUGUCAGCACGACAUUGGAUGAUGCCGAGGAAGCAGAGGAAGGCGGUUUAGACUUUAUUCUUGGUCAAAAGUUCUUGGAGCAUUAUGUAUCGAUCUAUGAUGGUGAUGACCACCGUGUAGGAUUCGCACAAGCCAAUCACCCAACUGUUGUAUAAAUAAUACAAAAAUAAAAUUCAAGUAUAUAGAGUAUUGUUGUUUCUUCUUUCUCGGGCUGCAUUUUACGCAUAUUUAAACUUCCUACGUGUAAAUAUCAACAUGGACAAUAGUAAACUGUGUGAUGCCCAUUGCCACCCUCAUGACGAUGUAGAGCACCUCGACAUGAUUCCCAAGUUGAAAACAGGCCACAUUACCAUCAUGGGGGUUCGUCAAGACGACUGGGAUCGCGUUGCCGAGGUAACCGCGCAAUGUGCCUCGGGACGUUGUAUUCCCUCAUUCGGUAAAGCAAUGCAUAAUAAAAGGUUACUGUAUUAACUUCAGUGGAGACAAGACUCAUU
Molecule: messenger RNA, 1812 nt
Organism: Zychaea mexicana
Lineage: Eukaryota; Fungi; Mucoromycota; Mucoromycetes; Mucorales; Lichtheimiaceae
Product: aspartic peptidase domain-containing protein
Exons: 5
Coding region: 1-1473 (490 amino acids)
Biological process (GO): proteolysis
Molecular function (GO): aspartic-type endopeptidase activity
Source: RefSeq, a predicted model, not a curated record